Molecule: messenger RNA, 1108 nt
Organism: Paecilomyces variotii
Lineage: Eukaryota; Fungi; Ascomycota; Eurotiomycetes; Eurotiales; Thermoascaceae
Exons: 2
Coding region: 230-967 (245 amino acids)
Source: RefSeq, a predicted model, not a curated record
AGGAUUUUCUAGUGAUCGGGAUGGCCGGCAACCCCGUAUAAAUGAUCUCGAAUGGCUUAUUUAUUUCAUGCCUAAUGAACUCUCUAGACUGCCUGACCGACUUAGAUCAUCCUGGGCCGAUCUUUAGGGAGCAACUAGGGACGGUCCACGGAACAGCAGCGAUCGACCCUUAAGAUAUUCCGGGGACGCUAUGAGUCCGUAAUCGUAUGGUACGAACUUGAUCUCCACAAUGCUAAUAUUUGUCCUGUGGCUGAGGCAAGCCAACAGUAACCCGCAUCGCAAUUUCAUCGAGCUUGACGUCGACUCGUCGAGCAAGUCGAGCCACAUGGGCUAUCCAGAAUCUCCACAUAGUGACGCCACACGCACCGAAUGCGCUCAUCCAUCGGCUGCUUCCAAAUGUGAGCAAAUCUUGGUCUUGAUCUCGCAUCCCGCGUCUGGGACGAUGCAACCGUGGUCGGCCACGGGUGCUAGUUGCGAUACAGGUCACUUUUCGAUCCUGCCAAGGGGAGGACAAGUGUGGCGCAAGCUCAAUAAUCGAAUGCUUGUCGCGUCUGCGCAGGUUUGUUGUGCUCAGGGUUCUGCUCGGGGUUCUCGACGCACAGUGGCGCACAAUGGACACAGAAGAAUCAAGGUGAGGCCAUCUCCACUGACGUACUGUUGUCAUGACAGUCAUGAAGAGUCUGAGGCUCUGAGCCCAGAUUGUCCGGUGGGCAAGACCCGCUUGAUCUGGCAGAAGGGAGACUGGAGCCAGCAGGACUGUCUGUCGAUCGUAUCUGGACUAAACAAAGUUCUAUCUGAACGGAUCGCCCGCUGGCUGCUUGGAUCAGCCACCGGCCCUCAUGGUGCCUGUGCCAGUGGGCCAGAUCAGAAAAGCUAUGACGAUUCAGCUGCGGGAAAAAAAGAGAAAGAGAAAGAGAGAGAGAGAGUAGAGAAGAUACUUACCGUGAAGACGAGGAAAUGGACAUGAUGAUGCGGGCAAGCGCCGUGGAGCCGCGGACUGGCAGGAGUGAUGCAGAUGGAAAUUCCCCGAAGGCGUUGAGAAGGAGCUUUUUAACCCUUCCAACACCCCUCGCUUUGCUCUUCUUUUCUUCUCCAUCCCAAGUCAGUC